GUCAAGUUAACCAUUCAGUUUCCAAGCGUUGACAUCGAUCCUGCGGUGUUACAAUAUCGAAAUAAAAACAUUAACAAACAAUUUAAAAAAUUAAAUUAUUUUAAAUUUAUUAAAAAAAAUCAGUGCUUCUUGUAUCUCUAAUAUUUAUUUCAACUUAACGACUAAAUACUAUCAACAGUAACCAUGAUUAGCAUUUGUAAAUCAGUUAUUUUAUUUACAAUCUUCAUGAUCAUAACAAUCGUUCAUAUUGAGGCUCGACCACAAAAUGCACUGGACUCCAAUCAGGCAUUGGAUACAGUGGAAACUGACGUAGACGAAAUGCAAAAUUCCUACUACGACUUGCCCCUGCAACAGCCACAAAAUAUCUAUCCCAGUAUACCAUUGGAACGUUUACAAAUGCUCAUUGCUCGUUACAACAGACCCACAGCCUAUUUGCGUUCUCCAUCCGUCGCUGGCAUGAAUGAAUUGUAUCGUGUGCCCGAAUCAAAGCGUCAAGUCAGAUAUCGACAGUGCUACUUCAAUCCCAUUUCGUGCUUUAAGAAGUAAAUUUUGAAUUAAAUUUAUUUAAACAUGCUACGGUUUGAUUUAGAGAACAUAAAAUUAAUAUUUUCCCCUCAUAUAAAAUAAAUUAGUAAAUUAAAAUUUCGAAACUUACUAAAUGCUAAUUUAACUUCAAGUCAAUGCUAAAAUGUAGUUUUAAAAAAUUACUGUUUUAAUUUUAAAUUUGUUUCUCUCUCAAAGUAUUAAAGAUAAAUUAAAAAAGCCAUUUAAUUUUUGUU
Messenger RNA from Lucilia sericata (common green bottle fly), 779 nucleotides. RefSeq names its product allatostatin. The transcript is spliced from 4 exons. The record is from RefSeq and is a predicted model, not a curated record. Lineage: Eukaryota; Metazoa; Arthropoda; Insecta; Diptera; Calliphoridae. Bases 184 to 546 code for a protein of 120 amino acids.